CCCCGGGAUUAAUCCCGAACCUUCCAUCCGUCCGGUCCGGAAUUCGAAUAAUAAAGCAGAUAAAGCCACGCCUGCCACGCACACCACACGGGAUCAGCCGAUCGGGCGCCGAUGCACGCGCCGCAGCGGAAGCACCGCGUCGAGGUGGCCGGGCGGGCGCUCGCCGUGGCGGAGCGCGACGGCACGCACGACCCGGCCACGGGCCGCGCGCUCACGGGCUCCUGGCUCUGGGACUCGGCGCUCGUCCUCGCCUCCCACCUCGCAGCCUCCGAUCAUGCCAACCCCAUCCUCCGCGGCGCCACCGUGGUGGAGCUCGGCGCCGGCGCCACGGGGCUCCCGGGCAUCGCGGCCGUGUCGUGCCUCGGCGCACGGCGGUGCGUGCUCACGGACGCGGCGCCGGCGCUCCUGCCGGGUCUCAGGGCUAACGCCGACGCCAACGGGCUCGACGCCGCGCAGGCCGACGUGCGCGAGCUCCGCUGGGGGGACGACUUGCCGGCCGAUCGUGGUGGGCUGGUGGGGCAGGUGGACGUGGUGCUCAUGUCGGACGUGUUCUACGACCCCGAGGAGAUGCCGGCGCUGGCGAAGACGAUGCAGGCGCUGUGGCACUGGCGGGAGGAAGAAGACGACGGUGGGAGUAUUGCGGACACGGUGGGGUGGGCGGCGAGCGAGGCGCGGGACGGCGUGGAGGAGUGCGUGGGCGUGCUGCGGAAGGAAGGGUUCGAGGUGGCCGAGGUGGAAAGGGUCACCAGGCCGCUGCUGCGUGAGCGUGACCCCGACGCCGGGAAGGACGCCGAGUUCGUCGUGUAUCGCCUCCAACUACGGCGGCCUCCUCGUGGUGGAUGAUCGAGGUUGAUUGAUCGCUUCGCUUCGCUUUCGUUGGGUCGAUCCAGCUCGUGAUUCACCGACCGAACCACCCCCAUCGCUUUGGGUACUAUUUCGUCUCGUUCUUUUUCCGUGAGUUACUUGCUUUCCCACACACUUUGUACGUUCCGAGCUGCAAAUUCAGCGCGUUUCGCGUUCAAAUGUUAUUGUACGACGUGGGGGAAAAGCGAAUGACUAAGCAGAGUGUUGUCUUCUUCUUCUUCUUCUUUUUUGCGGGAGUGUUAUCCCCUAACCAACAUAUUUUCUGUACAAUUUGACGUGUUCUCAGUUGACCAAAUGAUGGAUAUAUUAAUGAAAUGAUGAUCUGCUCCAUUCGUUUACAAAUAUCUA
This is a messenger RNA of Brachypodium distachyon (stiff brome), 1212 nucleotides long. RefSeq lists its product as uncharacterized. The record is from RefSeq and is a predicted model, not a curated record. NCBI's taxonomy places the organism in Eukaryota, Viridiplantae, Streptophyta, Magnoliopsida, Poales, Poaceae. The transcript has a single exon. Bases 112 to 843 code for a protein of 243 amino acids.